Messenger RNA from Kockovaella imperatae, 862 nucleotides. Its product is annotated as Isochorismatase-like protein. The record is from RefSeq and is a predicted model, not a curated record. NCBI's taxonomy places the organism in Eukaryota, Fungi, Basidiomycota, Tremellomycetes, Tremellales, Cuniculitremaceae. The transcript is spliced from 4 exons. Bases 49 to 807 code for a protein of 252 amino acids.
UCUCGUUUCAUCCUCUCCUGUACAUGUAGAUGGUGGUAAGUUAGGACCAUGAACAAGACAGCCUUGGUCAUUGUAGACUUUCAGAAUGAUUUCUUGCCUCCUGAUGGCUCGCUGGCGGUGAAUCAAGGCAGAGACGUCUUGCCGGUCUUGAAGCGAUUGUUGGAUCGCUCAGAGUGGGAUUGGGCGGCCGUCCUGGCAUCUCAGGAUUAUCACCCCAGAGGUCACAUCUCGUUCGCCUCGACCCACGGCGAAGACGCAUUCAGCAGCAAGAGAGUGACCAACGCUCAUGGGCUGGAGUACGAUCAGAUUCUCUGGCCUGAUCACUGUGUGAUAGGGACGAAAGGCGCAGAGAUAGACCAGGACUUGAGACAGGAUUUCCCAGCCUGGGACGAUAGGAUGACGAUUGUUCGAAAGGGCCAGUAUUCUGGUUUGGAGGAGUACAGCGCGUUCGAUGGAGAGAUCAACGAUCUCCUUCACCCGAAAGACAAGCCACCAAGUAGUGAUGGUUCAGAUCUGCCCAAGGGUCUCGGACCAAGUGAUAAGCAAGUGGCAAAGCAUCUUCGGGAUAAAUCAAUUGAAAACGUCGUCGUGGUCGGACUGGCGACUGAUUUCUGCGUUCUCCAUACUGCAAUGGCGUCGCUUGAGGCUGGUUUCAAGACUUGCGUUCUGGCUCCAGCUGUGAGAGGAAUCAAGGAGGAGGAUAUCGACAAGGCUUUCGAGACGAUCAAUUCUUCCGGUGGUGACGUUGUGGGGAAGGAGGAUGAGGCGAGUUGGAGAGAUGAGCUGAAGCGAUGGACAAGCAGCUGAGAGUGGGAGAAAUCAAUUUAUCGUCACACCGAGACGCCCACUGCCGUUCGAUAAU